Cannabis sativa is the source of this 548-nucleotide messenger RNA. RefSeq names its product histone H4. Lineage: Eukaryota; Viridiplantae; Streptophyta; Magnoliopsida; Rosales; Cannabaceae. The transcript has a single exon. The coding region runs from base 69 to 380 and encodes 103 amino acids. Gene Ontology annotation, molecular function: DNA binding; protein heterodimerization activity; structural constituent of chromatin. Gene Ontology annotation, biological process: nucleosome assembly. Gene Ontology annotation, cellular component: nucleosome. The record is from RefSeq and is a predicted model, not a curated record.
ACUAGCUAUCUAGAGAGAGACAGAAGAACACUGAAGUUUCUAGAGAGAGAAAGUUAGAUCAACCGAAAAUGUCAGGAAGAGGAAAAGGAGGAAAGGGUUUGGGAAAGGGAGGAGCCAAGAGGCAUCGUAAGGUUCUCAGGGACAACAUCCAGGGAAUCACCAAGCCGGCGAUUCGCCGUUUGGCCAGACGUGGCGGCGUUAAGCGUAUCAGCGGUCUCAUCUACGAGGAGACUCGCGGUGUACUCAAGAUCUUUCUUGAGAACGUUAUCCGUGACGCCGUCACUUACACUGAGCACGCUCGCCGGAAGACUGUUACCGCCAUGGACGUCGUCUAUGCUUUGAAGAGACAAGGCCGUACUCUGUACGGAUUCGGAGGUUGAUUAGUGUGAGUCAGUCAAUGCUUUAAUCUUUUUAGUGUUUAUAAUUAUUGUUUUUGAGAUUUGUAAAGGGAAUUAAGCUUUUGGAAAUGCUCAGAUUUCAAUCUUGAGUUCUUGUACAUUGAAUAUGAAAUGCCUAUUUUGGAUUGAAUCAAAGAAUUUUGAUAUUCA